AAUGUCUAUAGCUGAAUAAAAGUUUAUGGUUGAUGCCUAAGGUAGGAAUCUGGUUGAAAUGAGACCUCCUGGUAUUUAAAACAAUCAACCCAAUGAUAUCUAGAUUACUGCAGAAUAAUUAUUGAAAGUAUAAUUCAUACUUAUUUUUAUUUUAGGAUGCUGAAAUCCAUCAAACUAAAGAAAUUAGACCUCCACAAUAAAGAAUUAUGGAUGAAGCUGAAUUAUAAGAAUAUAAAUUUAGAAAAAGAAUCUUAUUUGAAAAUAGAGUUAGAAGAUAAAGAAAUUAUUUGGGAAUUUGGAUUAGAUAUGCUUAAUUUGAAGAAGGAUUGUUAGAAUUUAGAAGAGCUAGAUCUAUUUUUGAGAGAGCAUUAGAGGUUGAUCCUUCCAAUAUAGGAGUUUGGAUGAAAUAUAUUGAAAUGGAGAUGAGACAUAAAUUUAUUAAUCAUGCUAGAAAUGUAUUUGAAAGAGCUAUUUAUCAAAUGCCAAGAAUUGAUUAAUUUUGGUUUAAGUAUACUUAUAUGGAAGAAGUAUUGGGUAAUUAUUAAGCAGCAAGAGAAAUAUUUAAUAGAUGGAUGACAUGGAAACCAGAAGAAAAAGCAUGGAUGGCUUUCUUAAAAUUUGAAGAAAGAAUGGGAGAUAGAUAGAAUCAAAGAUAAAUUAUGUAUAAAUAUAUGGAAGCAUUUCCUAAAUUAAAAGUUUAUUUAAAGGUAGCAAAAUUUGAAAUCAAAUAAAAAGUUUGGGAAUCAGCCAGAAAUAUUUAUGAGAGAACUUUAGAAGAAUUAGGAUAAGAAGCAUUAAAAGAAGAAUAUUUUAUAGAUUUUGGAAGAUUUGAAAUAAGAAAUAAGGAAUAUGAAAGAGCAAGAGAAAUAUUUAGAUUUGGAUUGAAAAACAUACCAAAGGAUAAAGCAUAUUAAUUAUAUUAAGAAUACUUAGCAUUUGAGAAAUAAUAUGGAGAAAAAGAUGAAAUUGAUUAAAUCAUUCUUAAUAAGAGAAGAAUAUUUUAUAAAGAAUUGAUUUCUUAAAAUGCUUACAAUUAUGAUGCUUGGUUUGAUUUAGCUAAUUUAGAAAUGAGUACUAAAGAUGUUAGUAGAAUAAGAGAAUCUUUUGAAGCUGCUAUCAAGAAUGUUCCUCCAGGUAAUGAAAAAAGAUUUUGGAGAAGAUACAUAUAUUUAUGGUAUAAUUAUGCUGUUUUUGAGGAAUUAGAAGCAAAAAAUAUUUAAAAAGCUAUUGAAAUUUUUGAAAGAGCUAUUUAAUUAGUUCCACAUCAAUAAUUUACAUUCUCAAAAUUAUGGAUUUUAUAUGCUUAAUUAUUAGUAAGAAGUAAAGAUCUUGAUAAAAUGAGAAAGGUUUAUGGUUUGGCUAUUGGUAUAUGUCCAAAUAUCAAAAUAUUUCAGGAAUAUAUUCAAAUUGAAUUAUAAUUAGCAAAUAUUGAUAGAGCCAGAAUAUUAUAUUAGAGGUUUAUUGAAAUAUUCCCAGAUAAUCCAAUUCCUUGGAUUAAAUUUGCUGAAUUUGAAAAUGAUUUAGAAGAAUAUGAAAGAUCAGAAAUGAUUUUCGAAUUAGCAUUAUAGAAUAAUUAAAUGAAUAUGCCAGAAACUAUAUGGAGAGCAUAUAUUGAUAAUUAAAUAAAGUUAUAAAAUUAUGAAAAAGUGAGAGAAUUAUAUGAAAAAUUGCUUGAAAGAUCUAAACAUGUCAAAAUUUGGAUAAGUUAUGCUUAAUUUGAAUUAUCAAUUAAGAAUAUUACUGGAUUUAGAGCUGUAAUGUAGAGAGGAGAGAAAUGCUAUAUAGGAAAGCCAGAACUCAAAGAAGAAAGAGCCAUAUUGUUAGAAUAAUGGAAAGAUAUGGAAAUUGAAAUUGGAGAUGAAUAAGAAAUAAAGAAAAUCAAUGAUAAACAACCUACAAAAAUGAUAAAAAAGAGAAAAAUAAAAUUAUUGGGAGAUGAAAGUGAAGAUUUUGGUAAAUUUCUAUAUUUUAUUCUAAGGUUACGAGGAAUAUUAUGAUUAUAUUUUUCCAGAAGAGAAUCCUCAAUAAAAAAAUUUGGGAAUGCUCUUAAAUAAUGCUAAGUUAUGGAAAUAAUAAUAAGAAUAAAGAAAUGGUUGA
Molecule: messenger RNA, 2097 nt
Organism: Paramecium pentaurelia
Lineage: Eukaryota; Ciliophora; Oligohymenophorea; Peniculida; Parameciidae
Source: the annotation of a GenBank genome assembly